AUGCUGCCCUCCCCAUGGCGCCUGGUGUGCAGUGGCUGCAAACAGCAGCCUCCUGGCCUUAGAGUCCAGACAGGGAUGCGAGAUGCUUUGGGGAAGUCCCAGGGCACUGUGGCCAGAGUCCACAUUUGCCAGGUCAUCAUGUCCAUCUGCGCCAAGCUGCAGAACAAAGAGCAUGUGAUCGAGGCCCUGCGCAGGGCCAAGUUCAAAUUCCCUGGACGCCAGAAGAUCCACAUCUCCAAGAAGUGGAUCUUCACCAAGUUUAACGCAGAUGAAUUUGAAGACAUGGUGGCUGAAAAGUGCCUCAUCCCAGACGGCUGUGGAGUCAAAUACAUCCCCAACUGCGGUCCCCUGGACAAGUGGCGGGCCCUGCAUUCCUGAGAGCCUCAGAGGUGUCCCUUAAUCAAUUACAAUAAAUCAAGAUCCUGCUUUAAA
Molecule: messenger RNA, 432 nt
Organism: Erinaceus europaeus (western European hedgehog)
Lineage: Eukaryota; Metazoa; Chordata; Mammalia; Eulipotyphla; Erinaceidae
Product: large ribosomal subunit protein uL16-like
Exons: 2
Coding region: 1-378 (125 amino acids)
Biological process (GO): ribosomal large subunit assembly; translation
Cellular component (GO): ribosome; cytosolic large ribosomal subunit
Molecular function (GO): structural constituent of ribosome
Source: RefSeq, a predicted model, not a curated record